Messenger RNA from Calliphora vicina (urban bluebottle blowfly), 2196 nucleotides. It is a transcript of the gene tos, whose product is annotated as Exonuclease tos. The record is from RefSeq and is a predicted model, not a curated record. The transcript has a single exon. NCBI's taxonomy places the organism in Eukaryota, Metazoa, Arthropoda, Insecta, Diptera, Calliphoridae. Gene Ontology annotation, biological process: DNA recombination; mismatch repair. Gene Ontology annotation, molecular function: 5'-flap endonuclease activity; DNA binding; 5'-3' DNA exonuclease activity. Bases 94 to 2196 code for a protein of 700 amino acids. Gene Ontology annotation, cellular component: nucleus.
AAAAGUGUGGAUGUAAAUACGCAUUCGUAGUGCUUGUAAAAAAGAGUCAUAUAAAUGUUAAUUGUGAGAAAAAAUUAUUUAAAAUAAAUUGAAAUGGGUAUUACUGGUUUAAUACCAUUUUUGGAAAAGUCAUCCUCCCCUGUCAACAUCAUGAAAUUGCAGGGGUCAUCGGUGGCAGUGGACAGUUAUUGUUGGUUGCAUAAAGGAGUUUUUGCGUGUGCCGAAAAGCUGAUAAGAGGCGAAACUACAGAUAUUCACAUACAAUAUUGUCUAAAGUACGUUGACAUGCUGAUGAGGCACAAAAUUAAGGUCAUCAUGGUGUUUGACGGAAGACAUUUACCAGCAAAAGCCGAAACUGAGCGCAGAAGACGGGAAGCUAGAAAUGAAAGCAAACAGUUGGCGAAAGAAUAUUUGAGGCGCAAUGAAAUAGACAAAGCCAGAUCCCAUAUGAGAAGGGCAGUUGAUGUGACACACGAAAUGGCUCUGGAGUUAAUAAAAGAAUGUCGAAGUCGUGGCGUCGACUGUAUUGUAGCACCUUAUGAAGCAGAUGCUCAAAUGGCAUGGCUAAAUAAGGUAGGUUUGGCCGAAUAUAUAGUAACUGAAGAUUCCGAUUUGACAUUAUUUGGUGCCAAAAAGAUUUUAUUCAAAUUAGACUUGACAGGGCAAGCUUUGUUGGUGGAAAAUACUAAAUUAUAUUUAUCAAUGGGUUUGAAACCCGAAAAAUACACUUUUAACAAAUUUCGUAGAAUGUGCAUAUUGUCAGGAUGUGACUAUUUGGACUCGUUGCAAGGCAUUGGCUUAAAGAAGGCCUGCAAAUUCAUUUUAACUACCGAGGAAGAUGAUAUGACGAAAGCUUUGAAGAAAAUACCAAGUUAUUUGAAAAUGAAACAAUUAGUGGUAACAGAUGAAUAUGUAGAAUCUUUUCUAAAGGCUGAGGCUACAUUUAAACAUAUGUUUAUAUACAAUCCUUUGGAGAGAAGAAUGGAAAGAUUGAACGAGCUUGACGAAUUCAACACAGAUGAAAGUCAUUGUAGUAAUGCUGGAUCUUUGCUAGAUAACGAAGAACAAGCUUUUCAACUAGCAUUAGGAAAUCUAAAUCCCUUUACAUUAAAGCAAUUGGACGACUGGCACCCAGACCAAAAGUGGUCAGAUGUUAAACUUAAACAUAAAAGUAUUUGGCAAAGUGCAACCGAUUCACAGUCGAGUAAAAUACAUAACGAAGAUACAAAAAAUCAUAAGCAAACUGCUGCUCCUAUAUUGCAAUUUAAAAAAAUUGAAUUCAAACAUAUGGCUGAAAUGGAAAUCCAAGAAAAAAUGUCUGAAGAAAGAUGUAAACUUGAGGAGUCUGAAAUAUUUUCUAUGUAUAAAUAUGCCUCCCCUAAAAUGGAACGAAAACGGAAAAGACGACCUUCAACCUCCUCUAGCAGUGAAGCAGAAGAAAGCGAAAAAACACCGACUGUUGAACGAACACCUAAGAAAUAUACUCACAAUCCAUUUGCCAAAGUCAAUGGUUCGUUGGAAAAUAUACAAAAAUCACCUGUGUGUAACAACAACUCACUACUGAAACUUCUAAGUCCUAAGAAAGCCAAUGAGAAUAAUUUCAACAAAGAAAAGGCAUCUGUUAAGUCUAGAUUUUUUGCCGAAAAUAUCAAACAAAUCGUAAAAAAACCUUUUGCUGCCAGAGAUUUAACCUCUGAAAUGUUCAAAAUAGAAAAGAAAACAAAUACGUAUAUAGAGCAACAACAUGAUUUAUACAAUUGUUCCCCACAAUCUCCGAAAAAGAAAAUUGAAGUAAAUGAUACAACAGUAUUUGAUGAUCAAGCUUCUAAUACCAAUAUUCAAAGUAAUGAAGAGGAAAAUGAUAAAUGUAACAAAGAAAGUAUAGAAGCGUCAACAUCAGACUCAGAGAGUUGCAUUAGUUCCCAGGAACUUACCGUUUCAAAUGAACAGGAAGAUAUAAUUUUACUUUCGGAUACUGAAGAAGAACGGGGUUCCCAAAAAUCUUCAAAGUCGUCGACAUCAGUAAUGCCAAAUCUUACCACCACAUUCUCUCAAAGGUCACAAGUGAGCCUUUCCAAAACCAAAUCAAAAACACAAAUCAUACCUCGUAAAUCUGCCAAGACUUUGGUCGAUCCAAAGCAAUCAAAGUUAAGUAUGUUUGGCUUUCAAAAGAAACCCUCAUUGAAAAAGUUAUAG